Molecule: messenger RNA, 1274 nt
Organism: Olea europaea var. sylvestris
Lineage: Eukaryota; Viridiplantae; Streptophyta; Magnoliopsida; Lamiales; Oleaceae
Exons: 10
Coding region: 97-1059 (320 amino acids)
Source: RefSeq, a predicted model, not a curated record
AGAAAAUAUGAAAAUCUUGAUAAUGUACACCUAAGGAGCUCUGAUACUAAGACGUAUCCGAUUUUCACCUCCAUUUCAACAAUCAGCAAACAGCAAAUGGGUUUCUCGAUGCCCACAUAUUCAUCUUGUUCAACAAUCCCUUCCAAUAUUGUUAAAAUUUCUCCAAAAAUCCCACCGUCUUUCGUUCAUUAUCCCCAAUUUAAAUACAGCGGUAUAAACACAAGCGCUGGACGUGGGUUGUUGCGUUGCUACGCAUCAGCAAAGCAGCAGCGCGGUACUGGACCGCCAGCUACGAAGAAGAAGAAGAAACCCAGUGGAAAAGGGAAGAAUAUAGUAGAAGAUGAUUUUGAAAUUGACCGAAGUAGUGGAGUGGAGGUGCGGCAGUCAGAGUCUCAGCAGCCACCUUAUCAGCAGCUUCCUCUGCCUAAACCUCCGGCUGGGUUUGUGUUGGACGACCAAGGGAGAGUCCUCAUGGCGUCUAACAAACGUAUUGCCACAAUUGUUGAUACUACAAAUAACUUCCCAUUGGAGUGCGUCAUUAGGAGGGUGUUUAGAAAUUCACGAGGAGAUGAAUGUAUGCUACUCUGCCCCGUUGAUACGCCUGUUCAGAUUUUGAAGAGUGUCAAUGUAGAAGGAUGGUCUGCUGUCAGUGAUGAAGAAGUUGAGGCUAUUCUCCCUACUGCUGCCUAUGCCCUGGCCAAAAUACAUAUGCAUCUGGUGUACAGUGGAUUUUGUUAUACAGCACGAGGUGGUUUUUGCUAUACUGAGGAUGACAUAUUUGACUUCCACACUGAUAAUGGUGAAAACAUUGAUGGCUUGCCAACUGAAGGCAUUGAAAUUGCAUGUUUCCAUCUGGAUGGUUCCCACUACAUAAUUUAUACACCUUCUGACCCUCUUCUAUUUGUUGCUGUGAAGGAUGAAAAUGGUACACUUCAAAUAGCCGAUGAUGAACUUUUGGAGGAUCCAUCGGUAAUCAGUGCCAUUGACGAGGAGACUGAAUUUAAUGCCUUAGUGGAAGAAGAGGCUGCUAUGCUUGAAUCAUUACUUGGAAAAAGAUGAUCCAGUUACUGUAUAAUCAAAUUUAGCGAGUUUACUACAGCUUAGUCCACAAGCCUAGGAAACCUAUACGAUGUAUGCUUCCUUAAUUAUAUAUUCCUUCUUAUCAGACACGGAUUUUGUUGAUAACUUCGAUAAGCCUCUCCCCCAGCAUGCAUAUGCACUGUCUACUGGGCUAAGGCUGAGUGGUUUUGCUAUAUUUUCUUUUUAGUUUUUCA